GAAUUUCUCAAACUAAUCUCACCAUCAGUGGAUGAAGUUAUUGUUAAUAGUGAGGGUACCAUGGCAAUUAGAAUUUUAUGUGCAGUUAUCAAGUGAAUGUUGUGGAAAAGCUGUGCAGAAGAAACUAGAAGAAUUAGAUGGAAUACAUCAAGUAGAAAUUGAUGUUGAGAAAGAAACUGUUGUAUUGGAGACAACUCUUGCUUCAUCUCAAAUAAUUCAAGCAUUAGAGCUCUCUGGAAGACGAGCAGUUUUUAAGGGCUAUGGGACAACAUUGGGGAGCCCUUUCUUAGGAGCUGCAGUCGCUGAAAUGAAAGGAAUCAGUGGAGUUUUAGGUGUUGUUAGAUUCCUGCAAUCCAAUGAAAAUACGUGUAUCGUAGAUGGAACAAUUGAUGGACUAACUCCAGGGGACCAUGGAAUUCACAUCCAUGAAUUUGGAGAUCUGACUGGUGGAUGUGAAGGUGUUGGGGAACACUACAAUCCAACAAACUCAAGUCAUGGUGGGCCGGAUGAAAGAGAAAGGCACUAUGGAGACUUGGGAAAUGUGACAGCAGAUGAUCAUGGGAGAGCUGUGUUUAGAAAGGAAGACAGGGUUAUCAAAGUAUGGGACAUAAUUGGUCGUUCAUUAGUUGUUACUGAGAAACCAGAUGAUUUAGGACAAGGAUCCACUAAUUCCUCUAAACUUGAUGGAAACUCUGGAAAAAGGCUUUCCUGUGGAAUUAUUGCACGAUCAGCUGGACUGUUUGAAAACCCAAAAAAGAUUUGUCUCUGUGAUGGAAUUAGCGUUUGGAAUGAAAGAGAUUACCCGGUGGCUGGAGAAAGUAGAAAUCAAAAAGACAAAAUAGAAAUAUAAAUAACUUUAUCUUUUUCUGGGAUGUUCCUGGUCACAAAGCAAAGAUUUGAUCCCCCAUUGCAACUUCACAUGUAAAUUGUGAAUAAUAUAUUUUGAAAUUAAAUAGUAGAUAAUGAGAAAUAAAAAUAACCAAGUACAUUUGAAAACAUUGAGUGAUGUGCUGUAUUGCCACAUUCAUUUAUUGAGAUAAUAUUUGUCAGUCUUAUAGUUAUAGAAACAAUUUUGUUAGCUUUGGUGGAAAUAGUAUAAUUUACUAAUAUAUAAUGACACAUUAAUUUAAAUGAUAAAUAUGGGUUUUCACAACACACACUUCAUAUUUUGUUUUAUUAGCCAAAUUUUUAAGUAUUCAUUCAAUACAUUGUUUUGCCAGAUAAGUUAUUAAUUCAUUGUUAUAUAGACAGUUAGUGAAUUCUGUUUUUCUUUUAUUGCUUGUAACGGAACAUUAAUCAAGUGAAAAUAAUAUACAAAGUUGCAAUAUCUUCCCCAAAGAAAGACUUUUGUAAAUAUUACUGUCUGCUUUCUUUGAGACAUAUCUCUAGAUACUAUGAAAUGAAACUGAAUAUUUAAAACCUAAUUAUUAUGGACUGUAGUGGUAUGAGUGUAUCUUUUUCUUUUUGAAAUAAAAAAAAACAGAGUUUAUUCAAUAUGAAAAAUAUUUUCAAUAUAACUAGAAUUAAUAAAAUUUACAGCCAAUCAUGAUGUUUAAAGGAUCAAAACCUGAGCAACUUAACAUAUUUAGAUGACAAACCAAUGUAGCUAUGUGUUGCUUUAAGAAUAAAGUUGUUUUCAAAGUAUAA
Limulus polyphemus (Atlantic horseshoe crab) is the source of this 1647-nucleotide messenger RNA. RefSeq names its product copper chaperone for superoxide dismutase-like (gene Ccs). Gene Ontology annotation, molecular function: copper ion binding. Lineage: Eukaryota; Metazoa; Arthropoda; Merostomata; Xiphosura; Limulidae. Bases 32 to 850 code for a protein of 272 amino acids. Gene Ontology annotation, biological process: removal of superoxide radicals. The transcript has 6 exons. The record is from RefSeq and is a predicted model, not a curated record.